Molecule: messenger RNA, 2713 nt
Organism: Brachypodium distachyon (stiff brome)
Lineage: Eukaryota; Viridiplantae; Streptophyta; Magnoliopsida; Poales; Poaceae
Exons: 4
Coding region: 212-2425 (737 amino acids)
Source: RefSeq, a predicted model, not a curated record
UCACAUGAGAACAUAGGUGCAGCCAACAGGCUGUACUGGGAGGUCGGCUAAACAAAGGGAACCCCAAAUCCAGUUCGGUACGGUUCAGUCCGACCGAGAACCGAACAAUUUCCCCAUGGAACAGAAAGAAAGGAAGUAAAUAUCCUCCAAAUCGACAAGGGGAAGGAGAAGCUACAGCGCAAUAUCCCCCAAAACCCCAACUCCGGCGGUCAUGAGCGGCGGUGCGGGCACCGGCAACAGCCCCCGCCGCGUGAUUAAGCCGCAGCGUCGUUAUAUGCCCUCCUCAGCGGAGCAAGUCGAGGAGAGGUCGCGGCUCCUCUCCAAGAUGGACGCCUUCUACAGGGAGGCUUGCGCUCGACUCGCCGUGGAGGCUUCGCCCGCCACACUCGCCCGCUUCCUCAAUGCCGGCGUCUCCGUCGGCCUCCUCGACCCCGUCUCCAACAUCAUGGCCAACACCCUCGUCACUUCCGACAUCGGCCCCGACCUCAUGGACAAGGACAAGGUCUUCGAUGAUACCAAGCUGGGAGAGAUGGCCAAGCGCUCACUCGACGGCCUCGUCGCCUUCCUAGUCUACUUCUUCCCCUACCUCGCCGGGUGGGACGCCCUUCGCUACCUGCUCGUCGCCGACGCCGACCUCCUCGUCGCCGCGCGCCUCAUCGUGGCGGACCGCGGCAUGAUGGGGUUCUCGAUCACCUCCCUGGCAUCAGUGCCGGCCUUUCAGGCAGCCCUCAGAUUGGCCGCUCAGGUCUCCAAGCAUCCGCAGCCCCAACGCUUCGCCAAUGUUUGGAUGUCGCUGUCCUCUCAACUGCAACAAGUGAUGGCGAUCCAGAACCAGCCACAUGGUAUGAACCUUGUAACCAUCCAAAGGUUGCUCGGCGGAGAGUCGAUUCCUGACCUGGGGAAAGCGUGGGACCUUGCGACUUCAAGGCCACCUUACAACAACAUUGCCGAUAUGCCGUACCAAGCCACCCGAGCUCUGAGGAUGGCGCUUCUUGACACAAUUCGUGGCUUCUACCUGCGGGCACUUGCCAGCCUGCCGCGUGCAGAGCUGCGUAGUCGCUACCACCGCAGCAUGCUCAAGGCUGGUUACUGCUACGGCCCCUUGGACCCUGUCUCCAACAUCAUUGUCAAUACGAUAUGGUAUGAUGUCAUGUUCGCAGCACCACAACCACCGGUGCUUGAAAUGAUCGGCCCAAGGAGCCUCACCCGCUUGGAGAGCCGCUCCUUUUAUGGCCUUGCCUCAUUCCUCCAAACCCGCUACCACAAUCUGUCCGAGCAUGAAGUUGUGCAAAGCCUAGUCGCCAACUGCGCUUACCUGUCCUUGGCUGAUCCAAACUUUGAUGCUGCUACUCAGGGGGUUGAUCAUCUGCCAUUUGCUGACCUGAACAUCGCCAUUGGUGCAGCUGCCAAGAUGGAGGGGGAACGCCAGCGACAACAAUGCAGGACCAGCACACCCGGCCUCUAUGAUGCUGUCAGGAAGGUGGAGCAACAAAGGCCGUGUGCCAGUGCCAAGGAAGCCUAUGAAGCUGCAUCCACUGCAGCAUUGCAUCCCGACCCCGAAGCUCAUGCAGUAUUUCUCAGUUCAACCAAGGAGAUGCUCAAGGGGCCUGCCCUCCUCCUGCUGCAAACCGGAGAUCAACUCACUUCAGAAAAUGUGCAGUUCCUCGCUAGCUUAUUUUCUUCCAGACAGAAGCCAACUCCUGAACAAAUUGAAAAGAAGAACCCAUAUCCCGUGCUAGCUGGAAAGAGGCGUUCCGAGGCUCAACAAAGAAGAAUCAAAACAAAGGUGAAAGCUGCAUUGGGCAAACACUUGCUACAAGAUGGGGAGCCCAUGUACGAGCUUCAUAUUAUCUGUGGCGCGAACGAAAAUGUUGGUAGCCCGGAAUACUGCGAUGACCAGGAUGUGGAUGUCUAUGAUGAUGAUGCGUGCCGUGCCCCGUGCAAAUUCUGUUACUCCCAUGUAAAUUUUUUGGUGACCCGGAAGGAUUCUCCCGCAGGGAGUUAUCCAUUACUUUUUUUUGCUGAAUUCGAUGAUGACGAGGAGGGCAAAUCCUUAUGCUGCCGUGUGGAUGUGCCAACUCCAUUUGCAGGAGGAAUUGGUAGAAAUCAACGGAUCACAUGUAUCGGUAUCGGAUGGAGAUGGAGAUGGGGAUACGCCAAUUUUCCAAAAUGCAGAUAUGUGGACACGUUUUUUGACCGUGUUUUGUCUGGACCAGAACAUGUUCGGUGCCUGUACUGUGAGUCUGAAGGGACAAAGCUUGUGCAUCCUGCAUCAGGAAAAUUUCAUGGGAGAGAGGAGUUGUUCGAGGAGGCUAUCUGUGAAGAUCGUAAUGAUUGGCUUAUCUGCGAGAACGAGUACGCUGUUCAACACAUGUAUGCAGUGGACGAGGAUUUCAUGUACAUCGAUAUGAGGUGCAUCAGUUAGAUGCUCUGCAAUGUAGGCCACCAUAUCGUACUGAACAAAAUAUUUCGACUUAGACCACUGGGUGUUCACUUGUCAGAUAAGUCAGCAGAAUUCUUGCUAAAGGUGUCCACUUAUCAGAGUUUUACCAUUUGUGCUUACAAACAGAGAAUCAAUGGGUGUUCCAUGGGGAAAGAUAAAAUUUGUUCUCUGUAGUUUGUUUGUUCUGAUACAGUGUCAGGUUGUUUAGUUAUUCAUGUGCUUUAAAUUGAAUCCCUGAAAUUAGUUGUAAAUUGAUACAUGACUACCGUA